This is a messenger RNA of Sus scrofa (pig), 4799 nucleotides long. Lineage: Eukaryota; Metazoa; Chordata; Mammalia; Artiodactyla; Suidae. The record is from RefSeq and is a predicted model, not a curated record.
GGCGGCUGCGGGGUCGCCCCGGGCAGAGAGCGGCCAGCGGCUGAGGGGAGCCGCUGACAAGAGCUGCAUGGAGGACCCUGCGGCGCCCGGGGCCGGGAGCCCGCCGGCCAACGGCAACGGCGUUGGCAACGGCAGCGGCAAAGGGAAGCCGGUGGCGCCUAAGGGCCGGGAGGCGUUCAGAAGCCAGCGGCGGGAGUCAGAGGGCUCUGUGGACUGCCCCACCCUGGAAUUUGAAUAUGGAGAUGCAGAUGGGCAUGCAGCAGAGUUGUCAGAACUGUAUAGCUACACUGAAAACCCGGAAUUCACCACUAACAGGAGGUGCUUUGAAGAAGAUUUCAAGACCCAAGCGGCAAUUCAAUUUUCAACUCAAAAAAUGCAUGUGCAGGGUAAAGAGUGGCUGGAGUUGGAGGAAGAUGCCCAGAAGGCCUAUGUGAUGGGGCUCCUGGACCGCCUGGAGGUGGUCAGUAGGGAGCGGCGACUAAAGGUGGCCCGGGCUGUUCUCUACCUGGCCCAAGGCACUUUUGGGGAAUGUGAUUCAGAGGUCGAUGUGCUACACUGGUCCAGGUACAACUGCUUCCUGCUCUAUCAGAUGGGGACCUUCUCGACCUUCCUGGAGCUGCUCCACAUGGAAAUAGACAACAGCCAGGCCUGCAGCAGUGCUCUUCGGAAACCAGCCAUCUCCAUUGCCGACAGCACAGAGCUCCGGGUGCUGCUGAGUGUCAUGUACCUAAUGGUGGAAAAUAUCCGCCUGGAGCGCGAGACAGACUCCUGCGGGUGGAGGACCGCCCGGGAGACCUUCCGCACGGAAUUGAGCUUCUCCAUGCAUAAUGAGGAGCCUUUUGCCCUUCUGCUUUUCUCCAUGGUUACCAAGUUCUGCAGUGGCCUGGCUCCCCACUUCCCCAUAAAGAAGGUCCUGCUUCUGCUCUGGAAAGUAGUUAUGUUUACUCUUGGUGGAUUUGAGCAUCUGCAAGCUCUCAAAGUACAGAAGCGGGCAGAACUGGGCCUGCCUCCACUGGCUGAGGACAGUAUCCAGGUGGUGAAGAGCAUGCGUGCUGCAUCCCCGCCCUCUUACACUCUCGACCUGGGGGAGUCUCAGCUGGCACCACCACCCUCCAAACUGCGAGGUCGCCGUGGUUCUCGAAGGCAACUCCUUACUAAGCAGGACAGCUUGGACAUCUACAACGAAAGAGAUCUCUUUAAGACUGAGGAACCAGCCGCAGAAGAGGAAGAGGAGUCCGCCGGUGAUGGAGAACGAACCUUGGAUGGAGAGUUAGACUUGCUAGAGCAGGACCCUCUAGUACCACCUCCACCUUCACAGGCACCCCUCUCUGCUGAGCGAGUGACCUUUCCCAAGGGUCUACCCUGGGCCCCAAAGGUCAGACAGAAAGACAUUGAGCACUUCUUGGAGAUGAGCAGGAACAAGUUCAUCGGAUUCACUCUGGGGCAGGACACAGAUACCUUGGUUGGAUUACCCAGGCCCAUCCAUGAGAGUGUGAAGACCCUCAAACAGCACAAGUAUAUCUCCAUCGCAGAUGUUCAGAUCAAGAAUGAGGAGGAGCUGGAGAAGUGCCCCAUGUCUUUGGGGGAAGAGGUGGUACCAGAGACGCCGUGUGAAAUCCUCUACCAGGGCAUGCUGUAUAGCCUCCCCCAGUACAUGAUUGCUCUACUUAAGAUUCUGCUGGCGGCAGCCCCCACCUCCAAGGCUAAGACUGACUCUAUCAAUAUCCUGGCAGAUGUCCUGCCUGAGGAGAUGCCCAUCACUGUUCUCCAGAGCAUGAAGUUGGGCAUUGAUGUGAACAGGCACAAGGAGAUCAUCGUAAAGAGUAUCUCUGCCCUGCUCCUGCUCCUCCUCAAACACUUCAAACUGAACCAUAUCUACCAGUUUGAAUAUGUAUCACAACAUUUGGUAUUUGCUAACUGCAUUCCAUUGAUCCUGAAAUUCUUCAAUCAAAAUAUCUUGUCCUACAUCACUGCCAAAAACAGCAUCUCGGUCCUGGAUUACCCUUGCUGUACCAUCCAGGAUUUGCCAGAGCUUACUACAGAGAGUCUGGAAGCUGGAGACAACAACCAGUUCUGCUGGAGGAAUCUCUUUUCCUGCAUCAACCUUCUGAGGCUGCUCAAUAAACUGACCAAAUGGAAGCAUUCCAGAACCAUGAUGCUGGUAGUGUUUAAAUCUGCUCCAAUCUUAAAGCGGGCUCUCAAGGUCAAACAGGCCAUGCUGCAACUUUAUGUCCUGAAGCUGCUCAAAAUACAGACCAAGUACCUGGGGCGCCAGUGGAGGAAAAGCAACAUGAAAACCAUGUCAGCCAUUUACCAGAAAGUACGCCACCGCAUGAAUGAUGACUGGGCUUAUGGGAAUGACAUUGAUGCCAGACCGUGGGACUUCCAAGCAGAAGAAUGCACCUUGAGGGCCAACAUUGAGGCUUUUAACAGCCGCCGGUAUGACAGACCCCAGGACUCUGAGUUUUCACCUGUGGAUAACUGCUUGCAGAGUGUGCUGGGGCAGCGGUUGGAUCUUCCUGAGGAUUUCCACUAUUCAUAUGAGCUCUGGCUGGAGAGAGAGGUGUUUUCACAGCCCAUCUGUUGGGAGGAGCUGCUCCAGAACCACUGACUGAGCUCUUGUCAACAAGUAUCUGAUAGGGAGUGGUUGGCUCCAAUAAAUGGUGCUCUGCCUACCCUGCCCAUUUAGCCUUUGUUUCAAGCUCUAGGAGCGCUUGUCCAGGGUGGAGCUGGCCCAGCCCAGGACAUCUAGUGUAGUUCAGGACUAUUCUGGGGGCUUUUAGGCCUGGAGAUAGUAUAAGGCUGGGAUCCUGAGUCAUAAAAAUUGAUCUACUUGCCCUGGAGUCAGUUGGGUGCCCAGUUGCCCAUAAAAUCUCUUUGCUGGAAAGUCCUGUACAGUUUUUUUUGUGAGACUUCUCCCUGCUUUAGUCUUGCCUAGAACCAGGCUAGGCUUUGCUGGCCCCAGGAGUGUGAAUAAGUUUAUUAUGGCACUUGACCCAUGGCCUUCCUUAUAGGUAAUGGGAAGUGUGGCUCAUAAAAUUUCUUCUUGCUCACCUGGACUACCAGAUGUUUGGCAAACCCAACUUUGAAAUUAAGUCUGUAUUUAAAAUUUUAAAUUUUGACACUCACCUCUUUCUGAAAUUUUUAGCUCGAAGAUGAUUUUUAGAGCACCUGCACCUUCUUUGUGAAGGAUGAUGAUUUACUAUUACCUAAAUACUGCAUGUUAUAGAAAGGUAUAUUGUGUAAAGUCUUUUUUCUUUAUUCCUUAAGAGAUCUGUGUUCGGUGUGAAAAUUAUUUCCUUGUGUACUCUGUAUAGGGCAUGGAGUGCUCUGCCACCAUCAAUAUAAAACAGUCAGGCCUCUUCUAAGAACAUUUCAUGUUUUUCUGAAACUGCUUCAGUCUUAAAAUGACUGAGUACAUUGCAGAAAAUUAUCCUUUUCAUCCAGCUCAUUUUUAAAUGACAAGUUAACUACAGGAAGUUUUAUUUAUUGAGAUGGUGUAUCCAUUUGUGUUCAUGAUCAAUUUAUUUUUUAAUUGAAUAGAACAGCAAGAGCAUCACAGCUUAUCAUUUUUCUUUUUCUUCUAUGUUGAUUAAUGAUUUUUUCCCCUUUUUACUGCUAGCAGUUUCAAAGUGUCAUGUGGAGAUUUAGCAAUACUGUUUCUACCUGCAAGUAUUACACGUUUCUUUGAAAAUAUAAGGGUUGAUGUACUGACCUCUUUAAACACCUCUCUUUUACAGCGGAAUCACAUAUUUCCUCACUGAAACAAGGUUUUUAGAAAAGUUUCUGAUUUGUCAGGAUCAUUUUGUUUCUCAGCUGUCCUCACAGUUAUGCCAUCUAUAUUUUCAAGUGUUUUUACUUUAAAUGCCCCUGCCCUGCAACAUAGACACUACUGAAUCCUUUUUAUGAUAACACCAGGCCACUGUAAUUGGGCCAGGAGGUCUAGUCAAAAUCAGCAUAUUUACUUCAUCCGUGGUCAACCAGUGUUUCUUUUGGAAGUCAUGAUAGAGUUGCUAAUGAUUUCCGAAGGAACUUUGCCAAAACUCUGAUUAUAGCUUGGAUUUCACCUUUUUGUGCUUUAGGGUAGUAGGAUUUCUGCUUUUUUUUUUUUUUUUUUUGAGAGGUCAGAAAGAAUGUAAGUAUGUAAUGGAUAAAACUGAAAAUCUGUAAAUUUUGCUUGAAUAGGACAGCAGUCCUCAUUGCAAUUAAAAUAAUUUACUGAGUAUAUCAUUACUGAACCCUAUUAAUUUGUGAUUUUAAUGUGAUUUAAGUGAAAAGACAACCUUUACCUAAAGGAAAGAAUAAUUAUCAAUCUAUUUAUUUUGAGUUAAGUAGUAUGGAGUAUCUGUGUCCAGAACAGAUGUUAAAAAUAUGCACAUGAAUGCUUUCUGAAUCAGAGAUGUAUGCUAAGCUUUAACAUUUCUUACUUUUUUAAUAAAUAUUUUCUAAGGGAAGAUUAAUUCUCAGUGUACAUGGAAAAACUGAUGCACCAAGGAUAAGUGUUUAGUUUCAAAUUAUAUCAUUUUACCACUGAUUUGCUGGGACUAGCAUUCAGGUACUGAUAGCCAGCCCCAUAGAUUUCAGUAACUGGCUUGAUGUUCCCAAUUUGAGAAUGUAUGUGUGUGGUUAGGAGUAAAUUUAGCCUCCAAUAGUGAUUACUGUUACAACAUAGAAGAACAUUAUUUGAGUGAUUUAUAAUGAAGAUUUUUAUUUGUGAAUAUUUCAGUAAAGUUUGUGUUGAUUGUUGAUAAUACUGUUUAUCUACUGAAGCACUUUAAUAAAAAGAGAAUUGAACUGAA